Endocarpon pusillum Z07020 is the source of this 948-nucleotide messenger RNA. RefSeq lists its product as uncharacterized. The transcript has 2 exons. The record is from RefSeq and is a predicted model, not a curated record. Bases 1 to 948 code for a protein of 315 amino acids. Lineage: Eukaryota; Fungi; Ascomycota; Eurotiomycetes; Verrucariales; Verrucariaceae.
AUGUGUUUCAAAGACAACAGCGGAGGGGAUCCUGGCCCUGCUCCUCGACCAGUGGUGACUAGGGGACCUGCCCAGGGUGGUUCUCAGCCUUAUGCUCCGCCUCAUCAAUCGCAGGGACCAGGACGAACCGGAAGAAGUCCCCCAAGCCGAGGAAGUCGUCCGGCUACUGCAGGUCAUGGCGGUCCGUCUUAUAGUGCUCCGAGCGCUAGCAGUCGUCCUCAACGGCCGCAACGAACGGAAAAACUCAUGACAGCGGAAACCCUGGACGAAUAUUUACAAGCACUGCAUCGUGGCUUUGGUGACCUGGAAUAUGGAAUUAUAGGCGGAGCGGCCCUUCUCAAAUACGGAAGCAGGCGCAAAACUUCGGAUGUCGAUGUUAUCAUCCCAGAGUCCAUCUCAGAAGUGGCUGAAUCGCGGCUAUUAGAUACCAAAGUUGGUAUUGUGAGAACAGACCGUGGACACCUUGGUUAUAUGGCUUCUGACGGCCUUUGCUAUGGUCUUGAUAUAACAACCGAUAGAGCCCUUUCACAAUCCUUCCGGUCCGGCACCGAUACAACUCGUUUACCGGGUUCCGAGGCCUUGUUCGUGAAUAUUGUCUUCCUUCUCAACUCAAAAGCAUAUUCCUAUUUGUCAAGGUCAGGGCCAGAUGCAAUGCAGAAGAAAGAUAGUGACGCCCGCGACAUCAUCUUCAUUCUGGGCUACAUGGAGAGCGCUAGCGUGAGGGCGAGUAAGGAACAGUGCAGAUGGGUGAUCGAUUACAACUUUUGGAUGGGUUUUACCCGUGCUUACGACGGCCAGGAGGCAAGGCUGAUGGCAAUCGGUCUGCAACGUGAGCGCACUCCCAGCCAUAGCAAUCGAUCAAGUCUAAGAGCUAGUUCUGAACGUAGGAGAAGCGAUGAAAGCCGAAGAAGCUCUGGAAGCGGGAGGAAUAAUGCCCGUGGCACAUAG